AUGAGUGGUUUCCAGAUACUCUUAACCACCAUUAUAGAAGGUUUACUCCUUGGUGCCUCCUAUUGUCUGCUGUUUAUCCCGCUAUUGUAUUUCAACACCCAUCAUCAACGUGUCUUGUAUGGCUCUAUCAUGACAGCCGUGUUAACCAUUGUGGGAUCUGCCCUGUAUUUCUUCCGUGUGAUUCGUCCCAUUGUGAAACUCAAUCAUCGUAUUCAUCAGGCAUUGCGUGGAAUUGCCCCUCCAGUGGAAAGUAUGAAUUCAGUGCAAGAUGCGGGAGCGGCGUAUUCUCUUUUUCUCGGUAGAGAUGAAACCAAUAUCGCAGAUGCCCUGCAGGAGGAACGACGACGAAUAGAAAAUACAUUACAUUUAAUUCCUUCCUACUCCAAAGGUGUUAUUCAUCGUUUUGUGUGGGAACAACAUCGUGCGGUGAAUGAUUUAUUAAGAAGUGUUCUCAAGUGGGAAAAUGGAAUUGUACAGCAAUGUCAACAACGAUUUAUGUAUUUAACAUCUGCAUUGCAGGAACAAACAGAACGUCAAGGAAGUGUACAGCAAACCAAUGAUGAUGGAAUAGCAGCAGCAGCAGGAGUACAACCCUCCUUCUCUCACACAGAUACACACUCAGAAGGUAGUAAUAGUUUACCUGUGGGAUUUGAAACGAUGAAUCUUCAGGAAGUGGAACCUUCUCUCUUCUCUCCAAUGGAUAUAGAUGAAUUAGAACAAGACAUAAUAAAUGAAGCAGAGAACUUGGAAAGAGAUGAAAAUAAAAAUAAAGGUCCACCUAUAGCUAAAAAAGAUAAUUGUGGCGAAUCUAUUAUUCCUGUUACUGAAGUUGAUCCAACACGUGUGAAUGAGAAUAUUAAUGACAAGAGUAAAGGAAAGAAAGAACAACAACUAAAUUCAAAGGAAAUAGAUAAUUCAAAUGGUCAAAAGAAUUAUAAUAUAUCUAAAACUACCCGUAGAGGUUCAUCAGAUAUGGCUCGUUUAAAUCGGCGAGAAAGUGCUUUAUCACAAGAUAAUAAAAGAAAUCAAUAUAGUAAUAGUGAUGAUACUGUAUCUAUAAGGGAAAAUCCUAUAUCCUCCUCUUUAAAGUCUCGAUCUACCGCAAGUGUUUUUGCCCCUACAACGGACAAAACACGACGUCCCUCAGCGGGUGGAGAAUCUAUGUUGGUAACACUUCAACGAGGAAAUCGAUUCGCCACUGAUAAUUAUGCUGUAUUUUUUUAUCUUACCUUGAAGCGUUCUAAUUUACCAGAUACAAUUAUUGGUUUUGAGGCAUCUCUUGUUACUCGAACAGUGCGUGAUAGUACUGAUAAUAAUAAUAAUAAUAGUAAUGACACGGAAACUGCAUCGUUACAAAUUAUUUCUCUCUCUGAAACGGCACCAUUUAAGAUGUUUACCCUUACAUCAAAAGGUGAGAGAGUUUCUCUUAGUGACUCAGAUGCGGCCCUUUUGGGGUUUCUCUCAUGUGAAUUGGAAUCUGAAGGGAUAAUAGAAACACCAAACGCAUCAGGGGAAGUAAUGACAUCUCGGCCUUUGUUUGGAAACAACAAUAAUAAUAAUAGUAACAAAGUUGGUAGUGGUAAUAAUGUUAAUGGUGGGAUUCCAAGAGAUAAAAGACUUUGUUUUGUGGUAUCAUGGGCUGUUCUUCCAGAUAUGCCUAUUCGCUUAACUACUUUACCUCUACGUGUGCAGAAUGUGGGGAUUCGUACAGUACCAGUUUUGGAAUGUCUUAUUGAUGAUGUUUUUUCUAUUAUGGAUUCUGCAGUGGUGUGGAUGGAAAAGGAUGGAGUGAGUGCGAAGGAACGUGUGGUAUCCGUAGAACUUCAAGGUGUUUCUAUUGAAGAUUCAUCAGAGAGUGAUGCCAGUGAAGGAGCAGAGCCGCAGGCCAGAGGAAAUAUUAGUAGUUUUGGUAUGUCGGUGUCGAAAAGGAUUAUAUUGGGUUGA
Messenger RNA from Trypanosoma theileri, 1944 nucleotides. RefSeq lists its product as uncharacterized. The record is from RefSeq and is a predicted model, not a curated record. Lineage: Eukaryota; Euglenozoa; Kinetoplastea; Trypanosomatida; Trypanosomatidae. The coding region runs from base 1 to 1944 and encodes 647 amino acids. The transcript has a single exon.